UGUCAUUAAGAACAUUGCUUUGAUAAAGAACAAUGAAGCCACGUGUAUUGGUUACUAGUAAUGAUAUACCAUCAGCUGGUAUAGAACUUUUACGAAAAACAUGCGAUGUUACAAUCAUUCAGAAUGUUGGAACUAAUCGCGAGGAUGUACUACAAGUUCUUCCUGGUCACGAUGCAAUCCUUCUCUCUAGUCAUAUCGACGUAAAUAGCGAGUUUCUUAAUAUCGCAGGACCAUCCCUAAAGGUUGUUUCAACAAUAUCAGCUGGUUAUGAUCAUUUGGAUGUUCCCGAAAUUAAAAGAAGAGGUAUUAAAGUCGGAUAUACGCCUAUGGUUCUAUCAGCUGCAGUUGCAGAAAUUGCGGUAAUUUUGGCAUUAAAUGCAGCAAGACGAAUUCAUGAAGGACGUCUAAAACUUGAACAAGGUCACGUAGAAAAGAAUUUCCAAUGGUUACUUGGUCAAGAUAUAAGAGGAUCAACAGUUGGUAUCGUUGGUUUAGGCAAUAUUGGACAAGCUAUCGUUAAACGAUUAAAGGAAUUUGAAGUAGCUCGUUUUGUUUAUACCGGACAUUCUCGUAAGAAAGCAGGGGAUGAGCUUGGCGCGAAUUUUGUAUCGCUUGACGAUCUCCUAUCACAAAGUGAUUUUGUAAUUGUCGCUGCCCCAUUAACUAAUGAAACUAGAGGAUUGUUUGACGAUAGCGCUUUUGGUAAAAUGAAAAAGAAUGCAAUAUUUGUAAAUAUUGCACGUGGACAAAUUGUAAAAACAGACGCCUUGAUAAGAGCAUUGCGUAAUAAUACAAUUUUCGCGGCGGGUCUUGAUGUUACGGAUCCUGAACCGUUGCCCACUGACCAUGAACUUCUUAAAAUUCCCAAUGCUGUGAUUAUACCUCACAUGGGCAGUGCUACUGUGAAGACUCGCAUUGAUAUGUCUCUUACUGCAGCACAAAACAUUCUCAAUGGAUUAGAGAAUAAGCCGUUGGUAUAUGAACUAUAACUAAUAUAUUUUUUUACAUGUAUGUUUAAAUUUUUAUUACACAAUCUGUUUAUAUAUUUGUUUAAACUAAUACAAUAAUAAUAUAUUUUUAGAGCAUUUAAGAAUAUUA
Molecule: messenger RNA, 1098 nt
Organism: Eufriesea mexicana
Lineage: Eukaryota; Metazoa; Arthropoda; Insecta; Hymenoptera; Apidae
Product: glyoxylate reductase/hydroxypyruvate reductase
Exons: 6
Coding region: 33-989 (318 amino acids)
Cellular component (GO): cytosol
Molecular function (GO): hydroxypyruvate reductase (NADH) activity; glyoxylate reductase (NADPH) activity; NAD binding
Source: RefSeq, a predicted model, not a curated record